This is a messenger RNA of Microsporum canis CBS 113480, 906 nucleotides long. Its product is annotated as phosphatidyl synthase. Lineage: Eukaryota; Fungi; Ascomycota; Eurotiomycetes; Onygenales; Arthrodermataceae. Gene Ontology annotation, molecular function: cardiolipin synthase activity. The coding region runs from base 1 to 906 and encodes 301 amino acids. Gene Ontology annotation, cellular component: mitochondrion; membrane. The record is from RefSeq and is a predicted model, not a curated record. The transcript is spliced from 4 exons. Gene Ontology annotation, biological process: cardiolipin biosynthetic process.
AUGGCGAUAUACCCCAGCCUGUUUUCGGUAUCGUUGGUCUCUCGAUGGCCAAGCGCUUGUCGCGUGGGAGUUGGCAGGGCUUUCGUUGGAGGGCAGCAGCAGAGGGUUUUUCAUUCCCGGUUAUCUUUCGUGAAUGGUCACACCGCGUCGGAGGCGAGGAGUGCAAGUCGUAUCUCCAGUGGUACUUGCAGGGUCAAUCGGAAUCUGACAGGGAACGUCUGGGAUCGCAGCCUCACUAGUCGGUUCAGGAGUGUUUCCGUGACGGGUCACGGUCACGGCCAGGGACAACGGAGGUUCGGUACUGGUACUGGUGCCGACCCGGAAAAGAAGGUUGCAAGUUCGAACACGGCGGCAGCUAAGAAGGCAGUCGUGCAUGAAAACAUCUAUACGAUACCCAACUUCUUGACUGCCUCGAGACUGGUGGUGGCACCCAUAAUCGGCUACUGCAUCCUCAGCGGGAGCAACACGCUUGCUCUCUCGCUCUUCGCGUACGCUGCUGUCACCGACCUGGUGGACGGCUACAUCGCGAGAAAAUGGAACCAGCAGACCGUCGUCGGUACCGUCAUCGAUCCCAUGGCCGAUAAGUUUCUAAUGACUAUCGGAGUCGUCUGUCUGGCCAUGAAGGCUUCUAUACCUAUGUGGCUGGCCGGCCUGAUACUUGCUCGAGACGUCGGGCUUGCGUUCGCCGCUAUAUACUACAGAUGGAUAUCGCUUCCUCCGCCCAAGACGAUGACACGAUACUGGGACUUUUCCCUUCCUUCGGCGGAGGUGAAGCCCACGGAGGUCUCGAAGGUUAACACAGCGCUGCAACUGGCUCUGCUUGGGUCUGCGAUGGCCAUGCCUGUGUUGCCAGAGGCCGUGAUGACUGCCUGGUACUUGCAAGAGGGCAUGGUUGGACUACAGUAA